This is a messenger RNA of Puma concolor (puma), 4053 nucleotides long. The record is from RefSeq and is a predicted model, not a curated record. Lineage: Eukaryota; Metazoa; Chordata; Mammalia; Carnivora; Felidae.
AUGGAGCUGAGACACGACGCCAGCCGCAAGGAGAACGUGCCCCUCAGGCCUGCGACGCCCCUGAGGCCAGGCAAGAGGCUUGAGCGACGGAGAUUUCCGAAGAGCAGAGGUGUCGGCCGGGGCAGCGGACAUGGCCGGUGGGUGCGCGAGUGCCCGGCUGAGAGGGAAGGGCCUGCCACCAUACGCUCCCCGGGGGCAGAGCGGCGCCAGGAGCCCUGCCGGGUCCAGACCAACCUGGCCGGCGCAAGCCUCGUCCUGAAGGACGCAACUGGCCGGCUGGUGAACUCAGGCUUGCAACAGCAGAGCAACCUGCAGACCCCGGCCAGCAGGCCCCAGGGGAGAGCCCGAGAGCUUGUCGUCCAGCAGAGUAACCUGAGCAUAAGGGGGACCAGCUUGGCCGAAGGCAGGAGUCACCUCAGCCCCCGCCUCCGGUCAGAGCUUCAGGGCAGCUUCUGGCCCCACCCGAUACCCCAGGGAAGCCCUCUAUCCCGAGCGUCACUGGCUAACCCACCCUCCAGCCUGAGACAGUCCCGGUGGCUGGGCACAGACACCCCCUGCCCAGACGUCCAGCCUGCUGCAGGCUUCGCCUCUCUCAGUGGACACACACUUCCAGGCUCCGGACCCUGGUGUGUCCUGGGGAACUGGCCCCCUAGGCUCAUGGGGGAGCCCCUCACCCUGGAGGACCUGACUGUCCCGGUCCAGAGCCAGGCUCGGGCCCCAUCCCAGACUGCCAUCCACCAGCUGCUGGCCUCUGUGCGACACCUGGAGCACGAGGUAGCCCGUCUCGGGUGCCGGGCCUCCCAGGAACCCCCAGGCCCUGCUCACCAGGACCCCUGGACCACCAGUGGCCGGGCCCUCCCUGCUCACCGCCAGCCCGGCCAGCCUGUUCUUGCUUCCUGGGAGGGGAGGGAGAAACCCGUGCGAGGCCUCAGGGAAACUGCGGAUUUCCCAGGGACACAGGGGGCCCAGGCUGGCCUCUCGGACGGUCGGGCAAGCAGUAAGCCUGCGUCACCGGAGGCCACGCUGAGGAUGCCGACGGGGGAUUUCCUCGACCCUAAGCAGGGGGCCCUUCUGGCCAACCCCGCGAGGCAAGGAGAGAACUUCUCCCCGGGGCCUACAUAUGGCAGCAGGCCGAAGAGGGACCCCCGGCUCCCUCCAGGGGUGGGUAACAGGGAAGCCAGACCCUGCUCUGCAGCUUGCUCCAGUGCUGCCCGGGGCGGCCCACCUGGGCAGGAAGGAAGGGAGGUGGCCCUGCAGGAGCUGGUCGACAAGGAGGAGGAGAGGACGGCUUCCUGCCCACCAGAUGCAGCCCCAGCAAGGAGCGCCCUGCAGAACAAAGCCCGAAACGUUGGGAGCCUGGAGUCCGGGACGGCCCGAUGUUUCAGAGCCUGGUGGCAUCGGGUGCGGAAGCGGCGGGCCGUGGCUGCGGCGGUGGCCCUGGGCCGCCGGCGGCUGUUGCGCAGGGGCCUGCGGGCGCUUCGGUGGGCACUGCGGCUCCGGGAGGCCCAGCUGGAGGUGGCAUGGAAGCGACACACUCAGGCCCUGCUGGCUCAGAGCUUCCGAAAGUGGAGAAACCAGACUCUGCAGCAGAAGCAAGGGCAGCCCCGCAUCCAGGCUGGGCUGGGACCCCCACCGUCUGGGACGGGCCAAGGCCAGAGCCCCUCAGGAAGGGAGCCAGGGGCAGACCCUGCCUGGAGAAGCAGUGUCCCCUUCUCGACUCCCCCACAAGAGAAUGAGGAUGACACCAGCAGAUGUGGACAAAGAUCUCUGCUCAAUCCAGGGAGUCAGAGGGAGGAGGCAGGAGCCUGGCCGGGACCAGAUGGAGGCGAUGGAGAAGUACAGAUGCUUCAGGCCUUGCAGCAACUGGCUGGCUUCCUCUUAUGGUGCCAUCAGAAGGAAUGGGCCAGGCAGGAGAGGAGGGUCCAGGGAGAGGCCUCCCGGGCCACGCUGAGGACUCAGAGGAAGGGGAGACCCCCCCAGGCCUGGUGCUCUCAUGCUGCAGACGCACCCAAGAUGGCCUCUCUGGACACCCAGCAGCAGAGAGCCUGGCUCGGCAGGUGCUUUGGGGCCUGGCAGCAGUUUGUGCAAAGAGGGGCCCGGUACCGGGACCGCCUGGCUCACCGCCGGGCCAGGACCCUGAGGAUAUGUCUGCAGCAGUGGGUGCGAAUGAAGCAGCUCCAGGCCUCAGAUGGAGCGAAGGUGACCCAGCUGUCCCUCUGCCGGCAGAAGGCAGGGAACGUGGCCCUCUGCAGCUCAGCCCCUGGCGUGGCCACAGCCCAAGGCCUGGGGACGAUGGCCCAGGUGCAAGGUGGCAGCUCCCUGCGGGAAGCCUGCCGGAGACUGGCCCUCUGCCGGGCGCUGCUGCUCUGGAGGACGCGGCUCUCCCAGCGUCAGAAGGCUGACUCCUUCCUCCAGGGCAUGCGGCAGCAGAUGAUUCGGCGUAUCCUGAAGGGCUGGUGCCUGAGGGCCUGGGGUCCAGGCACCGCAUCAGACAGUGCCAGGACCACCUGGGCCCCGGAGCUCCUGGGCAGCAUCCCCGGCGGGGAGGACUUGCUGGGCUGCAGCACACCCCGAAGCUCACUAGAGAAGGUUUCCAGGGCCCCCACCCUCCUGGAGACGCUCCGGCUGAGCUUUGUGUGGGCAGCUGGGCAGCAGCAGAAGAGGCGGUGCCUUCUGCUCUGGCAGGUGCGGGCACAGCAGUCCCGGAGGGCAGCGAGGUGGCACCGGUGUGCUCUUCAGAGGCGCAUCCUUCUCGGCUGGAGCCACUGGGCCACAGCCCAAGGGGCCCAGAGAGAGCUGGCUGUUGGCUGGGCCUGGGAUCGGAGCUGCAGGGCCGCGCUGGGCUUGUGGCGGCGGCGGCUGGCGCAGAGGCUGCAGGCAGAGCGGUGCGUUCGGGCCCGGGGUCGCACACUGGUCCGGGGCGCCCUGCGCCGCUGGCACGGCUGCUGGCAGAGGCGGCAGCUCCUGCACGAAAAGUACCAGCAGUGGGUGCAGGUCCAACUCCAGGGCCUGAGGAGGACCGUGUUCCGGGACUGGCGACGGGCAGCAGCUCAUCGGAGACGCACAGCGGCCCCGCCAGAGCAGCCCCUACUGCAGAGCCAUUUCCAGGCCCCGUGUGGAGUUGUGAGAGACACAGGGGUGUUCCCAGCCACCAGAGCCUUCCGGGAUGGCCUGAGAAGGGCCCUGGGGACCACAUUUUCCAUGUGGUGGGAAGCCGGAGCAGCCAAAGCCUGGGCACAGGAGCAGCACGUGGCCCGGGUCCCCGUGACCCACUGGAGAAGCCGUGCACGGGGGGGCCCGACGGACGAGCACCUGAGGAGGGUCCUAGAGGCCUGGGCCCAGGCAGCAGCCAGGGGCCGUGUCCAGGGAGCCGCCAUCACCCAGUUCCGGCAGGCUGCGUCCAGACGCCUCCUGUGGACCUGCUGGGCCCAGUGGCGGGCAGUGCUGCUCAGUGGGCAAUUGGAACCACAGGAGGCAGAGGCCCAGGAGGCCUGCCCGGUUGACCGCAGGCAGCGGCCCGGGGUGGCCAGCAGAGGGCGCCUCCUAGCACUGAUGGACACUCCAGCCCCGUGGAAGCAGGCAGUGGCACCUGAAGCGGGCCUGGCGCGUGUGGCGGCAGCGAGUCCUGCGGCUGCGGGCGGCUCGGCGACUGCAGCAACAGGAAGGCGGCCGGGUCCUUUCCCAGCGUGGGAACAAGGCUCAGUCACAGCACAGCUGCCACUCAACGCUAGCCCACGCUGGGCCUUUGAGAAGUGGUGCCAACAGCUGGCAGCCAGGGGCCGGAAGAGAGGAGCCACCACCAGCCCGGUACCCCCUGAGCAAAGCGGGCAUCGGGACCCUGGGAGCAGGCUGGAAGCUGCUGGGGUGGACGUGGGCGGGGCAAGGGGCCCAGCUGCAGCUGUGACUUGUUCCCAUGGAAAGAAAAACAGAACUGUGCCCAGCCUUCCACUGCCCGUGCCCGCUACCCAGGUUCGCUUUACCAUCCCCGUGGGUCCCAAGUGCAAGGUCACUGGCAGCCCCAGGAGGGGGGUGCUUCUCACCAAAGAGCACUAG